AAAUAUUAUCAUUGGCCUUAUAAAUUGAUUAAAAUAGUCCUUUUUUUUAAAACAAUACGCUCCCAUUGAGCAUGGGCGAAUAUUUAUCAAUCAAACUCCCUGACGACUGCUGUCCGAAUAAGCAAUUCUUAAUUCUAGCUUGACCGAAGAACGGGAAAGGCUGUUAGGUGUGAGGUGAGCACCAGAUAGCCGUCCAUAUUCAAUCGGACGGACGGCUAACGCGAGUGGAAGGGUUUUUUUUGGGUUUUUGAAUGGAUGCGGCGAAUCCGCUCCCUGGUGCGGCUUCGCCAAUGAACCAACGGUCAUAUUUUUAAAAAUUUUAGAUAGCCUCUGGCAACGGUAAUAUUUUUGAAUGCAGCCGUCCUUACCUUUAUAUAUCUGAGCCCCUCCUUCCGCCUCUCCUCAAGCCUCUAUCAAUCAAUCAUUCAUCCACCGCCCUGCGGCUCUUUUCAUUACUCCCCCAAUCACCUUGAAGGUAAGCUUCCCUUAUACGAUCCGAGACAUGGAUUUCCACAGCCUAUCAAGGAGAGAUUUGCAGACGCUCUGCAAGAAGAACCGGAUUCCAGCCAACAUGACCAAUGUCGCCAUGGCCGAUGCCCUCCAAGCUCUCCAAGCCGUUGAAGGUAUUGAAGAAAUCAAAGAAGCAUCGCAGUUCCAAUCCCCUGGGAAAGCAGAAGUGAGGUCCCCAAACCCACCUCGUACAUCCCGGAGAACCUCGGCUCGGAGAGCACCCGUUCCAGAGGAACCCAGAGAGCAACAGGGGAGUCCCCUGCCUCGGGCUCGUCGUGUGGCCAUUAAAGCUUCUGAGAUCAUGAAACUAGUUUCUGAAGAUGAGGAAGAAAAGAAACAGGGGCCAGAAGAGGCCCCCAAGAGCCCAGACGUUUGCACCGGUCAGAAGCCGCAGGCAGCACCGAGCACACGAAGAAGAGCCAUCAAGAAAGAAGAAAAGCCGCCUCAAGAAGAGCAGCAAAAGCAAGAAGAUGGGUCGAAAGAGAUUCCCAAGACUCCAGCAGCUGCCCGGAACACUAGGAGAAAGGCAAGCAAGGAAACAGAAGGACCCCAAGAUCCUCUUGAAGUACCCAAUACCCCAGCCAUCCGAUAUAGCCUGAGAGCAUCAGCCCGAAGGGGAGCCCAAACCCCCAUGGCAGGAGAAGAAAAGCAAGAGGAAACUGUGGGUCUAAGAACUACUCGCAGAACAAGGCAAUCUACAAGGAAACAGAUAGAAGAGACUGCCGUGGAUGCUACGGCAAAUGUUGGAAGGAGGGCCACAAGGGCAAAAGGUAUUGUCAAGAUGGUAUCUUUGGCCCAAGAUGAAGAACAAGACGAAAAAGAUAUCCCUACCGAAGAUCCCAUCGAUCAGAAGAAUGAUCCUUCGCAAAUUUCUGACAUGAAAUCUGAUGAAAUUCUAAUGGACGAGGAGAUGAAGCCUGAGGUCCAGAACGGAACCAUUUCUGAUAUUGUCAAGAUGGUAGCUUUGGCCCAAGAUGAAGAACAAGACGAAAAAGAUAUCACUACCGAAGAUCCCAUCGAUCAGAAGAAUGAUCCUUUGCAAAUUUCUGACAUGAAAUCUGAUGAAAUCCUAAUGGACGAGGAGAUGAAGCCUGAGGUCCAGAACGGAGCCAUUUCUGAUUCCAGAGAUGCAGGGCCAAAGAAGGGUGGGAACGAUGGAGUCCAUAACUUGAGCACGGAUAAGGAUGACGAUGAAAUGGCUCAAGAAAUCGAGACUUGUACUCCAAUGGGGAAGAAUCUGGGUAAUGAAGCCGACGGACAACAGAUAUCAGAGGAGUUACCGGAGGAGGAGAGCGGCAAGCAAGAAUAUCAUGUCCUAUCUGGACCAGAAGAAUCACCGAUCAGAGGGCUGGUAUUCUCGGAACCUACCCCAGAGACAAAUCAAGAGCAGAAGGUAAUUCCGACGGUGACAGAUGGGGGGUCCGAAGAAGAACGCGGAGGCGGUGAAGAUCUGGGUUUCGCUCUCCCAGAUCCUUCCCUCUCCGACGAAACCCCGGCGAACAUCGAAGACUCUGGCCACCAACUGCUGGAAACCCGAGCUGCUGGAGACUCACCACUCAUUGAAGAGAAUCUGACGGUCGAACUCCACAUCAAGAUCGAGGCGACCAGCGAUCAGAUCCCGGACGAUCUCAUCCAGAACAAAGAAGAAGAAGCGAGCCUAGAUCUCUCACCAACCGGGAACAGUUUGGAGGAAACCAAGGUUUUUGGCGACGAACUGCCGGUGGAUCAGGCACCUGAGACCGAAACCUCUACUGAUCUACAAGCUAAUAUAGAGAAUGGAGACGCCCCAGCCGAAUUCCCCAAUGAGAUUCUGGCCCCCAAAACCGAUGAUUCCGAUGACGGUGUCGAGAUCCCGGAGGGCGUCGGGGAAUCCAACGCCGGUAAACUGAUCGCAACUUCCUCUCCUCUCCAUCAAUCUCCCUCCUCAGACGCAACCAGAUCUCCAGCUAAGACCUUGGCCGUGGGUGGAGAUCAGACAGGACAUCCUGCGGACUCUGCCGUCGGAUCUCCAGCGAAGACCUCAGCUCAGGUCGGUGAUCUGAUCGGAGACCCAGCGGACUCCGGCAUAGAAUCUCCAGAUAUCGAGACCUCUGCUCAGGUCGGAGAUCUCAUCGGACAAUCUCCGGCCAGGACAGUGGCCGAGCUUGGAGAUCCGGCCGGAGGAGACCUCACAGACUCCGACCUCGGCGCCGGAGAUCACGGGAGCUACAAGACCGACAGCAAUGAGACCAUUCCGGAGAUCGAGGGGCGCGAGAAGAAGAGGGCGGCGGAGGAGCGGGUGCCGGUUGAUAUUUAUACGACGGAGAGUGGAGGCGGUGACGAUAACAAGAAUGUACCCAGUGGCGGGUUGACCAUGGUGGAAGUCGGCUGUCGAGAAGCGGAGGUGAAAUCCAAAGCAGAGAAGCCGAGCCCGUCCUACUAUACUAGUUUGAGUCUGAGAAAGCUCAAGGCAUUAGUAAGGGAGAAGGCCACCAAUCUCGGCAAUAAGGUGGAAGGCAGAAGGGCAGCUCUUACCGAGCUGAAUGACAACCGUAUCUGAUGGAUGAUGAUGAUGAUGAUGAUAGAUGAUGAUGAUGAUGAUGAUGGAUGAUGUGCUGAUGGUUUUGCAAUUGAGAGAAACAGAAGGAUACAUGAGCUCAAGAUGAAUAAAUAAUUGUCAUUUUUGCUUCCAUUUUGCUUUCUGCUAUUGCAUUUUUGGAUGUUAUAUGAGUUGGGUUUUGGCUGUGAAACCAAGGUUUCUACACCCUCGUAUUUCCUUUUAUUUUUUAAUUUCUCCUUUUAUUGCCUGACUGUUUCUAGUGACAAAGAUUAAUAUUGAUGGUGAAUGGGUUUUUGUAUGGAGCUCUUGCUGCUCUUCUAA
Phoenix dactylifera (date palm) is the source of this 3370-nucleotide messenger RNA. RefSeq lists its product as uncharacterized. Lineage: Eukaryota; Viridiplantae; Streptophyta; Magnoliopsida; Arecales; Arecaceae. The record is from RefSeq and is a predicted model, not a curated record.